AUGAAAACCCUCGCUCUCCUCGGCCUGGCUGCAGUGCCAUCGCUAGCUCUCAAUAUCCCCACACAGCAGCAUCUCUUCUCCGACAACGAUCUGUCGGGUCAUUAUAACCUGCUAUCAAGCCCAUCUACACGGGAAACCUGUCCCCAGCCGCCCAAGGUCAGCCUCCCCGAUGAUGGCCUGCACUCGUCGCAGAUCUUCCUCACCGAUGAUGCUUUCCGUGCUCGCCAGGCAAAGCGGCUCUCGCGCGCGGUGCAGAUCCCAACCACUGUGGGUGAUUAUAUGGAAGACCCAUACGAUGAGGCAUUCGAGCCUGUAGUCAAGUUCCAAGCGCUGCUGGAGGAGCUGUUCCCUCUAGUACACGGCCGCGGCAAGGUUGAGCACAUUAACCGGCUCGGUCUAGUCUUCACCUUUGAAGGUGCUGACACUUCACGCAAGCCGCUACUCUUCAUGGCCCACCAGGACGUCGUCCCAAUCGACGACCCAUCAGACUGGACUCACCCGCCCUUCGAAGGUGUCUUUGAUGGCGAAUGGAUCUGGGGCCGCGGCUCAAGCGACUGCAAAAACGUCCUUAUCGGGUUAUUGUCUGUAGUCGAAGACCUGCUCUCCCAGGACUGGAAACCAAAGCGCACGGUGCUGUUUGCCUUUGGGUAUGACGAGGAAUCACACGGCUUCCUAGGUGCCGGGGCAAUCUCCGCAGCUCUGGAGAAAAAGUACGGCAAAGACUCUUUCGAAUUUAUCCUUGACGAGGGUGGAAUGGGACUGCAGAGCCUGGGCGAUGAGUCCGACGCCAACGGCGAGAUCUUGUAUGCUCUGCCUGCUGUCGGUGAGAAGGGCAGUCUCGACCUCAUUAUCAACAUUGCCGUGCCUGGCGGCCACAGUUCGAUCCCACCCGCGCACACCGGCAUCGGCAUCAUGGCGGAGAUUCUGUACGAGCUCGAGCGAAAGGAGCUGUUCCCCGCCUGGCUGGAUACCGACCACCCGGCCUACGGGAUGCUGGAGUGCCAAGCACGAUACUCACCCGACCACGUUGAGCCCUGGCUAUCCGAGAAACUGGCAGCACAUGAUCCUGCCGCUCUUGGCGAAGCUGUUGCCAGCUCCCGCGGUCCCGCAGUCCGGUACACAAUGCAGACAUCGCAGGCCGCAGACCUGAUCCACGGCGGUGUCAAGACAAACGCGCUGCCGGAGAAGAUCUCUGCGGUUGUCAACUACCGCGUGGCAUUACACCAGACGCCCGAUGAGCUGCGUGAGCGCGCUAUCCGACUUAUCGGCCCUAUCGCCAAAUCUCACAACCUUACUCUACAUGUUGCCUUCCCCGGUGUGGCGGAGUCCACAGAAGGAGAUGCGAGCGACCGUACUCUCAAGCUGUCCCCUCUGAGUGUUCCUCUUUCCCCGGCUCCGAUCUCCCCAACAGAUCCGCUCACAUCGAAGGUGUGGGCGCACUUUGCCGGAGUGGCUCGUAGUGUUUUUGAGUCGCACCCGAACCCACUUGCCAAAACUGCGUCUGGUUCUAAGCCGACGGUUGUUGUUUCAGGAGAUGUCAUGACUGGGAAUACUGACACGCGCUUCUACUGGUCUUUGUCGGAGAAUAUCUACCGCUGGAGUCCGUCGCGGGCUGGCGGAGCGCUGAAUAUUCAUACUGUGGAUGAGCGGAUUCGCUUGGAUGUGCAUCUUGAAGGCAUCAUGCUUUACUACGAUCUGAUUCGGUCUUUUGAUGCCUGGGAUGGAGAAUCCGAGUGA
Messenger RNA from Penicillium roqueforti, 1737 nucleotides. It is a transcript of the gene cps1, whose product is annotated as Gly-Xaa carboxypeptidase. Gene Ontology annotation, cellular component: fungal-type vacuole lumen. The coding region runs from base 1 to 1737 and encodes 578 amino acids. NCBI's taxonomy places the organism in Eukaryota, Fungi, Ascomycota, Eurotiomycetes, Eurotiales, Aspergillaceae. Gene Ontology annotation, molecular function: metallocarboxypeptidase activity. The transcript is spliced from 3 exons. The record is from RefSeq and is a predicted model, not a curated record.